Messenger RNA from Archocentrus centrarchus (flier cichlid), 3169 nucleotides. It is a transcript of the gene cnnm4a, whose product is annotated as metal transporter CNNM4. Lineage: Eukaryota; Metazoa; Chordata; Actinopteri; Cichliformes; Cichlidae. Gene Ontology annotation, biological process: magnesium ion homeostasis; magnesium ion transport. Gene Ontology annotation, molecular function: sodium ion transmembrane transporter activity; magnesium ion transmembrane transporter activity. Gene Ontology annotation, cellular component: plasma membrane. The record is from RefSeq and is a predicted model, not a curated record.
AUGACGUCAGUUCCCAGGUCGCCGAGCAGAGAAACAAACAUGGCGACAGAAUGGAGUGGACAGCAGGGUUAUAUUCUCACCGUGGUUAUCUGCCUGUGGAGCGCCGUGGGUGGUCGGACAGAGACGGUGGCAGCGGCAGCGGCAGCAGCGGCCGGGCCCGGCGUCAGCAGUGGAAGGGGAGGCGGCGGGAGCGGGAGCCAGGUGCUGGGCAUGCGGCUGGAGAGGAGCAACAAGCCGGCCAGCACCACUGACGACGGUGUCAUCCAGGUGACUGAGGAGAGCUCCGUGCAGCUCCGGUUUUACGGGGUGCAGCUACACUCGGGCGCCUGGACGCAGAUCCGUUUUACGGAGGUCAUGGAUGGUGGCGGGGGGGACGAGGAGGAGGAUGAGGAUGAGGCUGUAGCGGCUGCCAGGGGUGGCAGCGGCAUGAUAGACGCACUCGAUAGAACUUGUGCCGAUUUCACGAAGGACAUCAGUGUCGGGACCUUCAUGAAUGUGAGCAGCCGGGGCACAUCGGGGCUGCUCAGCGUGCACAUUAAGCCGCUGCGCAAGAGCGAGCCGCAGAAAGAGUAUGCUUUGUGCACGCAGAGCGCGGACGGCAGGUGGGUGCUGCUGGGAGACAGCGAUGGCAGGGUCCUGGUGGUGGAAGAGAAGAAGUCGCUGCUGCCCGUGUGGCUGCAGGUCAUCAUCGUCUCGUGCCUACUGGUUCUCUCGGGGAUGUUCAGCGGCUUGAACCUGGGGCUCAUGGCGCUGGACCCUAUGGAGCUGCGAAUCGUGCAAAGCUGCGGCACCGAGAAGGAGAAGAAAUACGCGAGAAAAAUCGAACCGAUCCGCAGCAAAGGGAACUAUCUCCUCUGCUCACUUCUUCUGGGGAACGUAUUGGUGAACACCACCCUCACCAUCCUCUUGGAUGACCUCAUUGGGUCAGGUCUGGGCGCAGUGGUCGCCUCCACCAUUGGCAUCGUAAUAUUUGGGGAGAUCGUCCCCCAGGCGCUGUGCUCCCGCCACGGGCUGGCCGUGGGAGCCAACACCAUCCUGCUCACCAAGUUCUUCAUGUUCCUCACCUUUCCCCUGUCCUUCCCUGUCAGCAAGCUGCUGGAUUUCCUGCUGGGCCAGGAGAUCGGCACCGUGUACAACAGGGAGAAGCUGGUGGAGAUGCUCAAAGUGACGGAGCCUUACAACGACCUGGUCAAAGAGGAGCUCAACAUGAUCCAGGGAGCCCUGGAGCUCAGGACCAAAACUGUGGAGGACGUGAUGACCCCCUUAGGAAAUUGCUUUAUGAUCCAGGCGGAUGCGGUGCUGGACUUCAACACCAUGUCAGAGAUCAUGGAGAGUGGAUACACACGCAUACCCGUGUACGACGAGGAGCGGUCCAAUAUCGUGGACAUCCUGUAUGUGAAGGACCUGGCCUUUGUGGACCCAGACGACUGCACCAACCUGAAGACCAUCACCAAGUUUUAUAAUCACCCGGUGCACUUUGUGUUUCAUGACACGAAGCUGGACGCCAUGCUGGAGGAGUUCAAGAAAGGUAAAUCCCACUUGGCCAUUGUCCAGAAGGUGAACAACGAGGGGGAGGGAGAUCCUUUCUACGAGGUGCUGGGAUUGGUCACCUUGGAGGACGUCAUUGAGGAGAUCAUCAAGUCGGAGAUCCUGGAUGAAUCUGACCUCUACACUGACAACAGAAACAGGAAGAAGGUAGACCCCAACAAAAAUAAGCGAGAUUUCUCAGCCUUCAAGCAAGAUGGGGACAGUAAGGUGAAGAUCUCUCCUCAGCUCCUACUGGCAGCUCAUCGUUUCCUGGCCACAGAGGUGAGUCUAUUCAGCCCAUUCCAGAUCACAGAAAAAGUCCUACUGAGGAUCCUCAAACAUCCGGAUGUCAUCCAGGAACUAAAGUUCAACGAAAAUGACAAACGCUCGCCACAGCACUUCCUCUAUCAGAGGGGCAAACCUGUCGACUACUUCAUACUCAUUCUGCAGGGACGGGUGGAGGUUGAAGCCGGAAAUGAGAACAUGAAGUUUGAAACUGGCCCGUUCUCCUACUAUGGAGUCAUGGCUCUAAGCACACCAUUGAUGGCUGUCACCCCUCCUCUCUCCCCAUCAGUGGCCUCCCCCCCUCCGCGACGUCUCUCACUUAAGAGAUUUUCUCUGUUCUCUCGUUUCCCAGAGUUCCGUUCUCCAUCACACGGGGGCAACCUCAACCGCUCGGCAUCUCUGAGCUGCACUGAACGCGCUCCAGAGAGCGGCUCUGUCUGUGGAAGCAACACUCAGAUCCCAGGCACCCCCUUCCCGUACAUACCAGACUUCUGUGUCCGAGCUCUUUCAGACCUUCAGUUUGUCAAGAUCACUCGAAACCAGUACCAGAAUGGCCUGCUGGCAUCCAGGCUGGACAGCACGCCACAGUCUCCAGAGGGUAGUCACACACGCCUGGACACAUCUGUUUCUUUGCCCCCCGUGACACCUCCAGGGCCACAUACCCCACUGCCGUUGGCCACGCCUCCUGUGAAGCGCCCCCCGUCUAAUUCUCAGUUAACGCCUCCAUGUGACCGCACCGCUCUGCCCCAAACCACCUCUUCAUCCUCCAGCCGAAGGCCAAGCCAGUCUUUGCCCCAGGCCCCUCCCACUCUGAGUAACCACACCCCCAUCUCCCAAAGUCCUCUUUCCUCCAUGAGCACAGUGUUAUGUGCUGUGAACCCCAAUCCAACUCUGAGCUCCUCCCUUUCCUCCAAGUCUCGGCUGUCUCCACCCUCUCCCGGCCCAGAGAACGGGCCUGGAGAGACUACAUCUCUGCUCAGUGAGCAGCAGAACUAUGGGCCCCCACCGGCCCAGUCACCCCCACCCACAUGUUCACACAAUCAGUCAUGCACAUACUGAAAGCACCAUCUAACUUAAGUCCCUCUGGGAUGACUAAACUACCUGUGCACUCACUCACUCACGUAAGACGACACACUGGCAUUAAUUCUGUUUCCUGUAUGCUUGUUGUCACCUGACCUUUCCUUUCUGCAAGAAGCUGAGGAGACCAACAGAGUCUGUGAGACCAACAGACUUCCUCCUUUGGCUUUUCCUGCAUGCUUCCCUCCCAUCACUGAUAAAAGACCAAGAACGGAAUACAAAGAGGGAACAAGGAACACUAGUGAGUAUGGUUAAAAAGGCAGGGCUCUGUGUGUGAUUC